UCACACUGAGUCCAAAGCGUCGUUUUCAAAGUACUCUUUCAGUUUCCAUUGUGAAGUUUUAAGUGAUCGCGAGUGCCAAAAAGUAACAAUGGCUGAUGAUCAGGGACGUGGACGCAGGCGUCCACUUAACGAAGAUGAUUCCUCUACUUCCCGAGGUAGUGGUGAUGGGCCGCGGGUGAAAGUAUUCAGAGGAUCUUCAUCAGGUGACCCGAGAGCGGAUCCUCGUAUAGAGGCUUCAAGAGAGAGAAGAGCUCUCGAGGAAGCUCCCAGGCGUGAAGGUGGCCCGACAGAGCGAAAGCCGUGGGGUGACCAAUAUGAUUACCUGAAUACCCGUCCGGCUGAGCUGGUAUCCAAGAAGGGAACCGAUGGCGUCCCGGUCAUGCUGCAGACGAACUUUUUCCGAUUAAAAACCAAGCCGGAAUGGCGGAUCGUUCAUUAUCACGUGGAGUUUGAGCCGAGCAUCGAGAAUCCUCGUGUCCGUAUGGGAGUUUUGUCCAAUCAUGCUAACCUUCUGGGAUCAGGCUAUCUAUUCGAUGGACUGCAACUGUUCACCACCAGGAAAUUCGAGCAGGAAAUCACGGUGCUCAGCGGAAAGUCGAAGCUGGACAUUGAAUACAAGAUAUCCAUAAAGUUCGUUGGAUUCAUAUCGUGUGCUGAGCCCCGCUUUUUGCAAGUCUUAAAUCUAAUAUUGCGCCGCUCCAUGAAGGGCCUAAAUUUGGAAUUAGUUGGCCGUAAUCUCUUUGAUCCCCGAGCUAAGAUCGAAAUAAGGGAGUUCAAAAUGGAGCUAUGGCCGGGCUAUGAGACAUCGAUUCGUCAGCACGAAAAAGAUAUUUUAUUGGGCACCGAAAUAACUCACAAAGUUAUGCGCACCGAGACGAUCUACGACAUAAUGCGACGUUGCUCACACAAUCCGGCUCGUCAUCAGGACGAAGUACGGGUAAAUGUUUUGGACUUGAUUGUCCUUACGGAUUACAAUAACAGAACUUAUCGUAUCAAUGAUGUCGACUUUGGACAAACUCCGAAAUCAACAUUCAGUUGCAAGGGUAGAGAUAUCAGUUUCGUGGAAUACUAUCUCACUAAAUAUAAUAUACGCAUUCGCGACCACAAUCAGCCGCUGCUGAUCUCCAAAAAUAGGGACAAGGCUCUAAAAACUAACGCUAGCGAAUUAGUGGUACUAAUUCCUGAGCUCUGCCGAGUGACUGGGCUCAAUGCCGAGAUGCGCUCAAACUUUCAGCUUAUGCGUGCCAUGAGCAGUUAUACGCGAAUGAACCCCAAACAACGCACUGAUCGAUUGCGCGCUUUUAACCACCGUUUACAAAACACUCCAGAAAGUGUGAAGGUCUUGAGAGACUGGAACAUGGAACUGGACAAGAACGUCACAGAAGUACAAGGCCGGAUAAUUGGACAGCAGAACAUCGUGUUUCAUAAUGGAAAGGUUCCUGCUGGAGAAAACGCUGAUUGGCAAAGGCACUUCAGAGACCAAAGGAUGCUUACCACUCCGAGCGAUGGCCUCGAUCGUUGGGCUGUCAUCGCGCCGCAAAGGAAUUCCCAUGAACUCCGAACUCUACUUGACUCUUUGUAUAGAGCAGCUAGUGGAAUGGGUCUUAGAAUUCGAAGCCCCCAGGAAUUCAUAAUUUAUGAUGAUCGCACUGGAACUUAUGUGAGAGCAAUGGAUGAUUGUGUGCGCUCAGAUCCCAAACUUAUAUUAUGCCUCGUACCCAAUGAUAACGCCGAAAGAUACUCAUCAAUCAAAAAGAGAGGAUACGUUGACAGGGCGGUGCCAACUCAAGUUGUGACCCUUAAAACGACCAAGAACCGUAGCCUUAUGAGCAUUGCCACCAAAAUAGCAAUCCAACUGAAUUGCAAGUUGGGAUAUACACCCUGGAUGAUCGAACUACCCUUGUCCGGACUGAUGACAAUUGGCUUUGACAUUGCGAAGAGCACACGAGAUCGGAAGAGGGCCUACGGAGCAUUGAUUGCCUCAAUGGAUCUACAGCAAAACUCCACGUACUUCAGCACAGUCACGGAGUGCAGCGCCUUUGAUGUGCUCGCUAACACCCUUUGGCCGAUGAUAGCAAAGGCCCUGCGCCAAUAUCAACAUGAGCAUAGGAAGCUGCCAUCUCGAAUCGUAUUUUAUCGAGACGGUGUGAGCUCCGGCUCUCUAAAGCAGCUUUUUGAAUUUGAAGUCAAGGACAUCAUUGAGAAGUUGAAAACUGAAUACGCCCGCGUCCAGCUAAGCCCACCGCAAUUAGCUUAUAUUGUGGUAACCAGAUCCAUGAACACGCGCUUCUUCCUCAACGGACAAAAUCCUCCGCCUGGUACUAUAGUUGAUGACGUUAUAACUCUGCCCGAGAGAUACGACUUUUAUCUGGUCUCGCAACAAGUUCGUCAGGGUACAGUGUCGCCGACCAGCUACAAUGUUCUUUAUAGCAGCAUGGGUCUCUCACCGGAGAAAAUGCAAAAACUUACGUACAAGAUGUGCCACUUGUACUACAAUUGGUCGGGCACCACACGAGUGCCAGCAGUUUGCCAGUACGCUAAGAAGCUAGCUACCCUCGUGGGUACGAACUUGCACUCUAUUCCGCAAAACGCGCUCGAAAAGAAGUUUUAUUAUCUAUAAUUGGAUAUAAUUUAGAAUGGAGUAUUAAUCCUUACUAAGAGGCCAUAUAUGAAACUAGCCCAGACAUUUAUACUUUUUCAAUACUUUCUUACUUUUGCUAAGCACUUCAGCAUUUAUGACUAAAUAUUUUGUAUUUGAAAUGCAUUACUGCUCUUUUUUCAAACAAAAGCAAAAUUGAGGAUUAAGAUUCUGGUAUUUAAGCAUAAGACCAGAGGAAAUUCCCAAACAAACAUUUAAAGUUAUCUAUCAAGACAUGUUCAUUAAUUUGGAAUAUAAUUACUUUAUUUUUUAUUGUAUAUUUUAGUUUAUGUAAAGAAAAAUUACAUACAUCCAUGUUUGCUUACUUAACCACACAUUCAUGGCUGCUUAUAUUCGUGAAACAUAUUUUAUUAAUUAUACAGGUAUUUAACUUUCACAAGGAUAAUACAAUUUCAUAGCUUGUUGAGUAUACUG
Molecule: messenger RNA, 3073 nt
Organism: Drosophila melanogaster (fruit fly)
Lineage: Eukaryota; Metazoa; Arthropoda; Insecta; Diptera; Drosophilidae
Gene: piwi
Product: P-element induced wimpy testis
Exons: 8
Coding region: 89-2620 (843 amino acids)
Biological process (GO): piRNA-mediated gene silencing by mRNA destabilization; piRNA processing; transposable element silencing
Cellular component (GO): nucleus; cytoplasm; P granule
Molecular function (GO): RNA endonuclease activity; nucleic acid binding; piRNA binding
Source: RefSeq, marked reviewed